AUGUUGAGGCGAACGUCCAGCCCCACCUUCAAGCGCCCCCUUUGGUGUGGACUUCAGAUCUUGGUUGCGCGUUCGAUCGACUUUCUUCUCAUGGCGCCCGACUCGAUCCCUCUGCGGGGGCAGAAACUUGCAUUGAGGUAAGCGGAUUUACGCAGUGGUUCUGGCCGGAUCUUCCACGUGCUGAAUGCCAGCCUUCCUGAUCCUCAGCACUUCGUUCGUUCGUACGCGAAAGUCGUUGUUGCGCUCCCAAGGCUAUGCAAAUUCUACAAGGCGGUGCAGGAUGCAGUCGACAUGCUUGUUCGCGAGGAGGGGUUGAUCGACUCUGAACUUGAAGGAACUUGA
This is a messenger RNA of Microbotryum saponariae, 342 nucleotides long. NCBI's taxonomy places the organism in Eukaryota, Fungi, Basidiomycota, Microbotryomycetes, Microbotryales, Microbotryaceae. The record is from the annotation of a GenBank genome assembly.